GAUGCGGGGUUGCUAGGAGAUAGCAGCGUCCGCCGUCCUUGCCCGGGCUGCCGGUGCAGGUGGAGAGCUGCGGGGAGAGCCGCUCAUCGCGUUGCUCCGUGUGCGGCUCGUGCACUCGCUCAGCCGCCCGGGAGCGCAGGAUGCUCCUGCUUCCGAGUUAGCCCUAGAGAAAUAAUCCUACACCCCCGGCCCCCCCCCCUCCCGCCGGCAGCGGAUCGGCGGGCAGCGGGUGGUGGCUGGGAAAGGGAAGCCUGCAAAAUCUGCCCCCCCUCCUCGCCUCCCUUCUCUUGACAGCCCCCGCCAGGCUGGUAAUUUAAGGCUCUGCACCCAGCUCCCCCCGAGCUGAAAGGAGGGGAAAGAAAGAGCCGAAGAAAGAUGCGGCUCCGCAGCAGGGAGCCCCCGGUUGGAGCCUGGCCGAGGCGAGCCCCCCGUGGGGCCGGUGCACGGGAAGAAGCGGGCUCAGGAGAAGGGAGGAGCCGGGAAGCGGGGGGUUAAUUGGGGCUUGAUGGAAAGUCUUGUUGGCUUGUUCGUCCCUUGCUUGUGGGACAGCACUUCACAUUUAGCAAUGGGUCAAGAGGACUAAGGGGCACGUCUACUUCUGCCCAUGCUUCUUAAAGCUGCCAAAACAGGACCAAUGAAGAUGUUCACCAGGCUGCAGGUGCUUGCCCUGGCUUUGCUCUCCAAGGGAGUUUUCCUUUCCCUAAGUGACCAUAACUUUUUAAGAAAAGAAAUUAAGAUAGAAGGAGACUUAGUCUUAGGUGGUUUAUUCCCAAUUAAUGAAAAAGGCACCGGGACAGAAGAAUGUGGGAGAAUCAAUGAAGACCGAGGCAUCCAGCGCUUGGAGGCUAUGUUGUUUGCCAUUGAUGAAAUCAACAGAGACAAUUACUUGCUCCCAGGAAUUAAGCUUGGAGUUCAUAUUUUGGACACAUGUUCGAGGGAUACAUAUGCUUUAGAACAGUCUCUGGAGUUUGUCAGAGCAUCUUUGACGAAAGUGGACGAAGCGGAGUAUAUGUGCCCCGAUGGAUCUUACGCCAUUCAAGAAAACAUUCCAUUACUCAUUGCAGGUGUCAUAGGUGGUUCUUAUAGCAGUGUCUCCAUACAGGUGGCAAAUUUGCUGAGGCUAUUCCAGAUCCCCCAGAUCAGCUAUGCUUCCACCAGCGCCAAGCUGAGUGACAAGUCCCGCUAUGAUUAUUUCGCAAGGACAGUCCCCCCCGACUUCUAUCAAGCAAAAGCAAUGGCAGAGAUCUUACGCUUCUUCAACUGGACCUACGUAUCAACGGUGGCCUCAGAAGGAGACUACGGAGAGACAGGGAUCGAAGCCUUUGAACAGGAGGCUCGCCUCCGGAACAUCUGCAUUGCCACCUCAGAGAAGGUUGGCAGGUCCAACAUCAGGAAGUCCUAUGACAGCGUAAUCAGAGAGCUGCUCCAGAAACCCAACGCAAGAGUGGUCGUGCUCUUCAUGAGAAGCGAUGACUCUCGGGAGCUCAUUGCUGCCGCUAACCGAUUCAACGUUUCCUUUACGUGGGUCGCCAGUGACGGGUGGGGAGCCCAGGAGAGCGUUGUCAAGGGCAACGAGCAUGUAGCUUAUGGAGCAAUAACCCUGGAACUUGCUUCCCACCCAGUUAAAGAGUUUGACUGGUACUUCCAAAGCCUCAAUCCUUAUAAUAAUCAUCGCAAUCCCUGGUUCAGGGACUUUUGGGAGCAAAAAUUCCAGUGCAGUCUCCAGAACAGAAAAUCGCACAGAAAAGCUUGUGACAAACACUUAAAUAUGAACAGUUCCAAUUACGAGCAGGAAUCCAAGAUCAUGUUUGUGGUGAAUGCUGUGUACGCGAUGGCCCACGCCUUGCACAAAAUGCAACGGACACUGUGCCCCAACACUACCAAACUGUGUGAUGCCAUGAAACUUCUGGAUGGCAAGAAGCUGUAUAAAGAUUACCUACUGAAAGUUAACUUCACAGCUCCAUUUAACCCUCCCAAUGCUGCGGACAGCAUGGUCAAAUUUGACACCUAUGGAGAUGGAUUAGGCCGAUACAACGUGUUCAAUUUCCAGUACACCGGAGGCAGAUAUUCCUACCUGAAGGUUGGUCACUGGGCAGAAAUCUUGUCACUGGAUGUAGACUCCAUUCACUGGUCCAGAAGCUCUGUCCCCACUUCCCAGUGUAGCGACCCCUGCGCUCCUAAUGAAAUGAAGAACAUGCAGCCAGGAGAUGUCUGCUGUUGGAUCUGCAUUGCCUGUGAGCCCUUUGAAUACUUGGCUGAUGAAUUUACCUGUGCAGACUGUGGGCCUGGGCAGUGGCCCACUGCUGACCUGACAGGCUGCUAUGACCUACCAGAAGACUAUGUCAAGUGGGAAGAUGCCUGGGCUAUAGGCCCCGUUACUAUUGCAUGUCUGGGUUUUAUUUGUACCUUCAUGGUCGUGGCAGUCUUUAUCAAGCACAACAACACUCCUCUGGUCAAAGCUUCCGGCCGUGAACUGUGUUACAUAUUACUCUUCGGGGUCUUCCUAUCUUACAGCAUGACAUUCUUCUUCAUAGCCAAGCCUUCUCCGGCCAUCUGCACCUUACGCCAUCUGGGGCUGGGAAGUUCCUUUUCAGUUUGCUAUGCUGCCCUCCUGACAAAGACAAACUGCAUAGCCAGAAUAUUUAACGGUGUGAAGAAUGGUGCUCAACGGCCUAAAUUCAUCAGCCCCAGCUCUCAGGUCUUUAUCUGCCUGAGCCUCAUCUUGGUACAGAUCGUGGUGGUGUCUGUGUGGCUCAUAGUGGAGUCCCCGGGCACCAGACGGUAUACUCUUCCUGAGAAAAGGGAGACUGUCAUAUUGAAAUGCAAUGUCAAAGAUUCCAGUAUGUUAAUCUCCUUAACAUACGAUGUAAUCCUUGUAGUGUUAUGCACUGUAUAUGCCUUCAAAACAAGGAAGUGCCCAGAGAACUUCAACGAAGCCAAGUUUAUCGGUUUCACAAUGUACACAACGUGCAUCAUUUGGCUGGCCUUCCUCCCCAUAUUUUAUGUGACAUCUAGUGACUACAGAGUGCAGACCACGACUAUGUGCAUCUCUGUCAGUCUGAGUGGCUUUGUUGUGCUGGGCUGUUUGUUCGCGCCGAAAGUGCACAUCAUCCUCUUCCAGCCACAGAAGAACGUGGUCACUCACAGACUCCAUCUCAACAGGUUCAGCAUCACUGGGACCGGAACCACUUACUCCCAGUCAUCUGCUAGUAUGUACGUUCCGACUGUCUGCAAUGGAAGGGAAGUCCUAGAUUCUACCACCUCAUCUCUGUGAUUGUGACCUGCAGUUCAGUUCUUGAGUUUUUAGACUGUUAGCCAAAAUUUGCACAUGUUGUGCACUCCAGAAAACAAAAACAAAACUAGAACCUUUUUUAGAAACAGUAUAAUAAAUUAUUUUUGAGGACUGUACAGUAUAUAGUGACGUUCUAGAACUUUUUAAGACGGGUUUUAGCGCCUCUGUUAUUAACAGUUCUAAGGGACAUGUAAAUAACCUUGGUUUACAGCACACAUAUUUCUGCAGUGUUGACUCAGAAGUGGGAGAGUGAUUUGCUGCGAGCACAGUUGCAAUGUUAGGUGACUUUCUUUCCUAUGAAAUUUUUUGUAGCUCCUUGUUGUAAUGAACUUAGACUGCAUUUCUAUGUUAUAUAUAACAGUUACAUUAUGCGUAACCGAUUGUUUUCUCAGCACAAAACAGCAGUAUUAAUGUAAAGAUGCCAAUAAUAAAACCGUAAACAUUUGUCACCAUGGUCGUCUUCCCUUCAUGGUAAUUAUGAUUCAAAGACAAUGGGCUAGAUCCUCAGUUGACAUGGACUUGCACUGUUCCACCUUCUGGCUUCAUGACUUUAAUUAAAGAGUAAAUACAGUUCACUGAAAAAUUUCAAAUAAGCUUGUUGUUGAAAAAUUACUUGUUUUUCAAAAGCAAAAAAAAUUGCAAAAAUUCUUGAUGUUUGUGAAAGUUUUCAUGAUGUUUUAAAUGAAACUUUUAAUCAAAUUAUAUUGAAACCGUUAUCAAAAUGGUUAUUGACAAUUUUAUUUGGUAGAUCAUUCAUUAGAUUGAUGUAUUGUUGUAAGGCACUCAAGAUACCUUGAUGCAGUAUAAAAAUCUAGACAGAUUAGAUUAAAAAAAAAAGAAAACAAAACUACAUAUAUACUGUGGCUGCUUUGUAUUGAUCUGGUGACAUGAAGGUGCUAUAAAGCCUGUUAAGUCUGCCAGUUAAACUGGGUUUACAGCUGCUUUGCAUCACUGGAGCAGUGCAAAGCAGCUGGAGCAUACCAGAGAAUGUGGCCUGUAAAAUAUAUUCACAAGAAGGAUAAUCCAGAAAAAAAUUGUGGCAUCUCUAUGGCAAUAUUUGCAUUCAAACUAUGUGUAUUCAAAAUAGAAAUCUACAGCUUUUGAAGCCAACGGCAAACUACCUUCAACAAAACAAAUAAUGUAACCUUUAGAACCUUGUUCCAAAGUCCCUCCCCUUCAAUUAAAACACUCACAUCUUACAUGCUACUAACUCCAAUAAAUCAUUCCGGAAAGUAAACAUAUUUUAGCUAAGGACUUGUUCCCACUGAAGUCAUUGGCAAAGUUUCCAUUGACUUCAGCAUAAGCACCAAUAAGGUUUGAAACACUGGAGUUAAAGACAAGUGUAAUUCAAGGUAUGCUGAAUGCGUAAACUCUCCAGAGCCGGAGUCUCAUUUACACACAUAGCUCCAGCAGUGUUCAGGUCCUUAAAAUAAACAAGAAUCAGGCCUCAGAUCUCCAUUCUCCUAUGGGACAUUGAUCAAGCCAUCUCUCCUUGUCUAUCAUGCCACAAUUUCUUAUGCUUCCCUUUAAAACACACUUCCUCUGACAGGUAGUAAGCCUUGCUUCAAAGAAUUUUUGGCUAUGCAGAUGUUUGAAAAUAUUUACUAGAAAACAAACCAGGAAAUUGUGGAAUGAAGGAGGCAUGUGCAAAACAUCCCCAUUCAAUCACACGUGGGGCUUUGCAUUGCUUCCCAGUUCCCUUCUUGUAUUUGGACAUUAUGCUUGAAACAUUCAAAUCUGUCUAAGGCAGCGGUUCUUAAACUUAUUUGAUCAGGCGCCCCCUUCUUUGUGUUUGUAGUCUUUUGUGGCUCCUCCACAAGUACAUAUACUGCCACCCAGCUCUGAAGGCAGAGUGGAGGCUGCGGCUGCUGGCUGGGUGCCCAGCUCUGAAGGCAGCACCGUGCCAGCAGGAGCACAGAAGUAAGGGAGGCAAUGUGAAAAGUGGUAUUUGUCAAUAUCACCUUUCACAGCAGACUUAGUGCCCCAUUGCCACCCUUACUUCUCUGCCGCUGCUGCCAAGCUGGGGGCUGACAGCCAAAACUCCGCCAAUUCCUGGCGAGGGAAUGGGGCAGGGAGGAGAGCCCUGGCUGCCUCUUGGUGAAGAAUUGGUUGGGGGGGGAAAAACCCGGAUGGCAGGGCUCCAGCUGUCCUUUUUAUCUCUGCCUCCUAGGUGUGCACGGCCCUUCUGCAUGAGCCCCAGCCACCUUAGGUUGACAGCCAGAGUUUUUUUUGACACAUUUCCUUGCCUUCCUUGGGAGGCCCACCGCAUAGUUUCAGAACUGCUGGUCUAAGGGAUUUGGACAUCCAUCAGAUUAAAAUGAAUGGGAACUGGGCAUCAUAAUCCUUUAGAUAGCAUUGAAAAUCUCCAUUUAUGGGUAAAUUCUUCUUCUGGGGCAGAUUCUGACUGAUACUAAGGCCCCUUUCACAUUGACAGCAUGUGUAGGAAUGAGUCUUAGCAUCAAUGAGAAUCAGACCCCUUUUCUUCAUAACGCUUUAAAUUGUCUAGCACAUUUGUUGGUGCAAUGUGCAUUUAAUAAUAAAUAAUAACUCAAAAAACCUGG
Molecule: messenger RNA, 5853 nt
Organism: Dermochelys coriacea (leatherback sea turtle)
Lineage: Eukaryota; Metazoa; Chordata; Testudines; Dermochelyidae
Gene: GRM3
Product: glutamate metabotropic receptor 3
Exons: 6
Coding region: 605-3274 (889 amino acids)
Biological process (GO): regulation of synaptic transmission, glutamatergic; G protein-coupled glutamate receptor signaling pathway
Cellular component (GO): membrane
Molecular function (GO): group II metabotropic glutamate receptor activity
Source: RefSeq, a predicted model, not a curated record